AUGAAGGACAGAGAUACUACGGACUCCAAGCCGGUCUAUCUCUUCGUCAACAAGACUCAAAAGUCCAAGUCGCUUUCCAAAAGUGAUGGCGCUGUGGCGAAACAGAUUAAUCGCCACGCCCAACACUUUCGAAGCCGCAAGGUCGAGGCUGAAAAAAUAUCCUCAGCUCUGUCCAGUUCAUCUUCAGCUCGUCGCAUAGCGCUGGAUGGAUGGCUUCGCAGAGGACAGCUCCAAGGGACCCCGGCGAAUGAGGCGUCUCAGACAUCAAUCCCUGAUCAGGACGGGUCAACUGCUGUAACGACACCAGCAAUAGUCACCGGUCUUACUGGUCCAGACACUGCCAGUGCGGCGUCCAUCUGGCCGUUGGCUGCCACUCUACCUUCCCGGACACGUCCAUGGCGGUCACCAGGAACACCCGCAUCACGUGGUGUCGUCAGUAGUGAUGGUGCCCACGGUACCCACGACCAGGAUCAAAACCUCCCCCCUGACGAGGAUCUAGAUCUGACGGACGAUGGAGACGUCCUGCAACUGUCGUCUAUUUACCGGGCCAACUUCACCGGCUACGACUGCGUCGAUCCCUUUGGCAUCACCCCAGUCCAAAUCACGACCCAAAUCCACAGCAUCCUGCAGCAUACGCUGCAAGUGUACACUUACUCGGGCAACAAUUACAAGCUGGCAUUUCUCCCCCCUCACGUACGGUCGACCAUCUCUCGAUUCCCCAUCGGAGAGGUUGUUGAGCGCAGUGUCUACAAGGAAUAUCAUCUCUACGCCUUAAUGGCUUUGAUGGCGGCCCGGUUGAAAUAUUGCUUCGAUGUCUCCAGGUUUGGCGAUGACGCGGGUGAACUCCGAGCCGCUGCUUCAUAUCAUCUCCGUAAGGAGCUGAUCCGUGCUUCUCGCUCAGGCGACCUCGACAAACAGACCAUCUUGGACAUUUUGUUCCUGGUGGUCAACGAAGUGCAAUAUGGGCGCUACGACGAUGCGAGAAAACAUCUUCAGGUGGUGGGAAGGCUCUUCCAUCUGCUCGAUCAUAGACAGCACUUUGAUCGUUGGGUCUCCGAGACGGCGGCUCACGUGGAUAACCAACUCGCCUUGACCACUGCAACCCUUCCAGUCAUCAAACGAAGUUUCGAUCCGGGUCCCAUGCUGCCGGAACGCAUGGCCGCCCUUCGGAGAGAGGCACAGAGCCUGAGGUACUAUGGUUGUUCUAGGCCCUCUUCCAUGGCGCUUGGGGGUCCCAAGGCUUCACUAGGUCUGACCGACACCAUUGCCGACCUGGCACAGACGUUGGAUCUGCGAAUGGGGACUGGACUCGCCCACGGACUCAAAGCUGGAGCGUUCCGCGGAAAGAUGGGCUCGGUGGUUUCCGACCUGGUCGAUUGCAUCGAAAUCGCAAAGGUGGUGUGGCUCUCUCCUUUUGCAGUCUGCUUCGAUGCCGAGUGGCUAUGCAGGAAGGCCAGGGCGGUGCUUCGUGCGCUGGCCUUCAUGGCCCCUGAGAAUCACGUCAGUCCAUCGGACGUCGACAUAUGGCACGAGGGUUUGAGGAUCUGUCUCAUGAUACUGAUGACCCAUGCUUGUACGUUGGUGGGCUUCCACACGGCCAAGGCGCAGGCCCGGCGCCUUAAAAUGGCCGAAGAGGCCGCCUUGGCUGUUUGGUGUCCCACCAUAGGAUGGACGGAAGAUUGCAUAUCCUGGGAUCCCCAUAGACGCCUGCCCCCCUUGGAGGAAACUCGGGCCGGGCUGACCUUGUGGGAAGUCCUCACCGGCGUCUGGUCAUCGGAUGGUCUACCUGAGCAGGAAUGGUUCAUCGUCCGCGCGGUAAAUCUAUGUCGAUACUUUGGCUACUCCACUUACGACGACCUACACAACCAUAUGGCGCAAUAUCUCUACUCCAGUUCGUUCCAGGAACAGAGCCUGCGAACGGUAGCACAACGACUCCAAGAUGUCCUGGCGCAACCGAGCGGCGGCCACGUAUGA
Messenger RNA from Capronia epimyces CBS 606.96, 1974 nucleotides. RefSeq lists its product as uncharacterized. The record is from RefSeq and is a predicted model, not a curated record. The coding region runs from base 1 to 1974 and encodes 657 amino acids. The transcript is spliced from 2 exons. Lineage: Eukaryota; Fungi; Ascomycota; Eurotiomycetes; Chaetothyriales; Herpotrichiellaceae.